ACAACAAAUACAGCAACAUAUAUCACUACAACAAUGUUAGGAAACAAAACUACAGAAGGCCCAAUCAUAACUUCUAAGACACAUACAACUGAAAUUGUAGAAACCAUUGUCUCAGAAACAACUACAAAAAACAGCGAAGGAACAACUAUAUCAUCAAAGCCCUCCCUUUCUACAACAACUACACCAGGCCCUUUCAGCAUCUCCCAGAGAGCUACAACAAAGUUUGUUGAAACAACUGGCUCAGAAACAACAACUGUAAACAUUGGCUCAACAAAACCUCCAAAAGUUGUCACAACAGGCCCGGUGACUGGCUCCAUUACAGAAGUUGUUGAAACUACAACUGCAGUACCUGAAGUCAUGACAACAAGUCAGGAAGCAGUUGUAACAUCUAAGCCAUCCAUUGUUACCAAAACCACAACAACACCAGCCAGAACCACUGGAGGAUUUACAACAAACGCUUCUGGAACUACAACAUCCGAAGGUCAAGAAACAACUGUAAGUACAAGAAAGCCUGUUGAAGCAACCACUGUUCAACUAACAUCCUCCACCACAGCAGUUCUUGAAACCACAACUUCAGUGCCAGGGGCAACUACAAAAAGCAGCGAAGGAACAACUAUAUCAUCAAAGCCCUCCCUUUCUACAACAACUACACCAGGCCCUUUCAGCAUCUCCCAGAGAGCUACAACAAAGUUUGUUGAAACAACUGGCUCAGAAACAACAACUGUAAACAUUGGCUCAACAAAACCUCCAAAAGUUGUCACAACAGGCCCGGUGACUGGCUCCAUUACAGAAGUUGUUGAAACUACAACUGCAGUACCUGAAGUCAUGACAACAAGUCAGGAAGCAGUUGUAACAUCUAAGCCAUCCAUUGUUACCAAAACCACAACAACACCAGCCAGAACCACUGGAGGAUUUACAACAAACGCUUCUGGAACUACAACAUCCGAAGGUCAAGAAACAACUGUAAGUACAAGAAAGCCUGUUGAAGCAACCACUGGUCAACUAACAUCCUCCACCACAGCAGUUCUUGAAACCACAACUCCACUGCCAGGGGCGACUACACAAAGCAGUGAAGGAACAACUAUAUCAUCAAAGCCCUCCCUUUCUACAACAACUACACCAGGCCCUUUCAGCAUCUCCCAGAGAGCUACAACAAAGUUUGUUGAAACAACUGGCUCAGAAACAACAACUGUAAACAUCGGCUCAACAAAACCUCCAAAAGUUGUCACAACAGGCCCGGUGACUGGCUCCAUUACAGAAGUUGUUGAAACUACAACUGCAGUACCUGAAGUCAUGACAACAAGUCAGGAAGCAGUUGUAACAUCUAAGCCAUCCAUUGUUACCAAAACCACAACAACACCAGCCAGAACCACUGGAGGAUUUACAACAAACGCUUCUGGAACUACAACAUCCGAAGGUCAAGAAACAACUGUAAGUACAAGAAAGCCCGUUGAAGCAACCACUGGUCAACUAACAUCCUCCACCACAGCAGUUCUUGAAACCACAACUUCAGUGCCAGGGGCAACUACAAAAAGCAGUGAAGGAACAACUAUAUCAUCAAAGCCCUCCCUUUCUACAACAACUACACCAGGCCCUUUCAGCAUCUCCCAGAGAGCUACAACAAAGUUUGUUGAAACAACUGGCUCAGAAACAACAACUGUAAACAUCGGCUCAACAAAACCUCCAAAAGUUGUCACAACAGGCCCGGUGACUGGCUCCAUUACAGAAGUUGUUGAAACUACAACUGCAGUACCUGAAGUCAUGACAACAAGUCAGGAAGCAGUUGUAACAUCUAAGCCAUCCAUUGUUACCAAAACCACAACAACACCAGCCAGAACCACUGGAGGAUUUACAACAAACGCUUCUGGAACUACAACAUCCGAAGGUCAAGAAACAACUGUAAGUACAAGAAAGCCCGUUGAAGCAACCACUGUUCAACUAACAUCCUCCACCACAGCAGUUCUUGAAACCACAACUCCACUGCCAGGGGCAACUACAAAAAGCAGUGAAGGAACAACUAUAUCAUCAAAGCCCUCCCUUUCUACAACAACUACACCAGGCCCUUUCAGCAUCUCCCAGAGAGCUACAACAAAGUUUGUUGAAACAACUGGCUCAGAAACAACAACUGUAAACAUUGGCUCAACAAAACCUCCAAAAGUUGUCACAACAGGCCCGGUGACUGGCUCCAUUACAGAAGUUGUUGAAACUACAACUGCAGUACCUGAAGUCAUGACAACAAGUCAGGAAGCAGUUGUAACAUCUAAGCCAUCCAUUGUUACCAAAACCACAACAACACCAGCCAGAACCACUGGAGGAUUUACAACAAACGCUUCUGGAACUACAACAUCCGAAGGUCAAGAAACAACUGUAAGUACAAGAAAGCCCGUUGAAGCAACCACUGUUCAACUAACAUCCUCCACCACAGCAGUUCUUGAAACCACAACUCCACUGCCAGGGGCAACUACAAAAAGCAGUGAAGGAACAACUAUAUCAUCAAAGCCCUCCCUUUCUACAACAACUACACCAGGCCCUUUCAGCAUCUCCCAGAGAGCUACAACAAAGUUUGUUGAAACAACUGGCUCAGAAACAACAACUGUAAACAUUGGCUCAACAAAACCUCCAAAAGUUGUCACAACAGGCCCGGUGACUGGCUCCAUUACAGAAGUUGUUGAAACUACAACUGCAGUACCUGAAGUCAUGACAACAAGUCAGGAAGCAGUUGUAACAUCUAAGCCAUCCAUUGUUACCAAAACCACAACAACACCAGCCAGAACCACUGGAGGAUUUACAACAAACGCUUCUGGAACUACAACAUCCGAAGGUCAAGAAACAACUGUAAGUACAAGAAAGCCUGUUGAAGCAACCACUGGUCAACUAACAUCCUCCACCACAGCAGUUCUUGAAACCACAACUUCAGUGCCAGGGGCAACUACAAAAAGCAGCGAAGGAACAACUAUAUCAUCAAAGCCCUCCCUUUCUACAACAACUACACCAGGCCCUUUCAGCAUCUCCCAGAGAGCUACAACAAAGUUUGUUGAAACAACUGGCUCAGAAACAACAACUGUAAACAUUCGGCUCAACAAAACCUCCAAAAGUUGUCACAACAGGCCCGGUGACUGGCUCCAUUACAGAAGUUGUUGA
Molecule: messenger RNA, 3141 nt
Organism: Fundulus heteroclitus (mummichog)
Lineage: Eukaryota; Metazoa; Chordata; Actinopteri; Cyprinodontiformes; Fundulidae
Product: mucin-5AC-like
Exons: 1
Coding region: 34-3141 (1035 amino acids)
Source: RefSeq, a predicted model, not a curated record